AGUAAAAUGGCUCCGGCGUAAAUCUCGGCUGUAUUGCGGUCGUAUAUCACCGCACCUCGUAAAAACGACACUGAGGAUUCUGGCCCAACAAAUCAGCCGCUCCGAGCUUAAUAUGACUUCUUCCAUCGCGGGUUCGUGGGUUCGGCCGGAGCUGUUCCCACACGGGGCUGCGCGCGCUCCUCACGGCCGCAGCUCCGUCACCCACGCCGCCGCCGCCGCCGCUCUCGCCUGUGCAGGAUGGUACGCGGGGCGGGAUGGAGCGUCCCGGGGCCCCGGGGUCGGUCCGGGUCCAGGCGGUACCGGUCAGAGACUUGAGGGUGACCAGCAGAACUUUUACGCACAGGCGUCGCAGCAGCAGAACCGGAUGUACCCGUGGAUGGCACUGACAGAUCCAAACAGGAGACGCGGAAGGCAGCCUUACUCCAAACACCAAACCCUGGAGCUGGAGAAGGAGUUCCACUUCAGCCGCUACCUGACGCGCAGGAGGCGGCUGGAGGUCUCCCGCGCGCUGGGCCUCACCGAGACCCAGGUCAAGAUCUGGUUCCAGAACCGCAGGAUGAAGUGGAAGAAAGAGCACCCCCGAGAACUCUCCUCCUCCUCCUCCUCCUUCUCCUCCUCUUCUUCUUCCUCCUGUAGCCCAGAAUGUAGUCCCGCGGAGUCACACGAGGAGACGAAGGCGCACGGGGGUCCUGCGGCGGAGGAGUCAGCUGAUGCGAGGAUACAAGGAGCUAGGAGACGAGGACAAAGGGAGCAGGCAGAGAGGGGAUACAGUGUGUUAGUUAAAACGCGUUAGGAAUGGCGCGUUAUUGCACUCGAACUGCUUGUGCGUAAUUGGAAUGGUAAAAGUAUCGAUCCAUUUGAAUGAAUAGCUCCGAUUGAAGGACCAAUAACCAUUAGCGCUUCCAUUCACACCCACGCGCCUUCGUGAGUGCCAGCGCCGCGGAAUCCACUUUACAUCACACUGCCUAACGCGUUUACAUACGGGCCGACACGUAACAUACACGAACGUGACGUAAAGACUCAGACAAACUCCACAAUUGACGUGCCUUUGUUUUUACGCACGAGUGGAGACGUUUUUAAAACCUCGUGCCUUACACUGUUCUAAUGUGACACUGAUACAGAUAAUUAUUACUGUUUUAAGAUGGAAUAUUUAUUUUAUUUUUUUUUAACAAUGUGCUUUUUUUUUAAGCCUGUGUUAAAAAUAAAAAUAAUAAAUGCGUAAAACCGUA
Messenger RNA from Boleophthalmus pectinirostris (great blue-spotted mudskipper), 1229 nucleotides. RefSeq names its product homeobox protein Hox-A5-like. Gene Ontology annotation, biological process: anterior/posterior pattern specification; regulation of transcription by RNA polymerase II. The record is from RefSeq and is a predicted model, not a curated record. The transcript has 2 exons. Bases 113 to 793 code for a protein of 226 amino acids. Gene Ontology annotation, molecular function: DNA-binding transcription factor activity, RNA polymerase II-specific; RNA polymerase II cis-regulatory region sequence-specific DNA binding. Lineage: Eukaryota; Metazoa; Chordata; Actinopteri; Gobiiformes; Gobiidae. Gene Ontology annotation, cellular component: nucleus.